AUGGCCUCAAACAAUACUAGUGCUCCCGCCGAGGGUAUGCUUUGGGGUGGUCGCUUCACAGGCGGCAUCGAUCCCCUGAUGCACCAGUACAAUGCCAGUAUUGGUUACGACAAGUAUCUGUACAAGGAGGAUAUUCUUGGUAGUAUCGCCUUUGCUCGCGCUAAUGCCAAGUCGGGCAUCAUCUCUAAUGAUGAGUUCACUGAGAUUGAGCGUGGUCUGAAGGAGGUGAUGAAGGAGUGGGAGGCUGGUACUUUUGCUAUCAUGCCCAAUGAUGAAGAUAUUCACACCGCGAAUGAGCGACGAUUGUCUGAGAUCAUUGGUAAGGAGAUUGGUGGAAAACUUCACACUGGUCGUAGCCGAAACGAGCAGGUUGUUACCGACAUGCGAAUGUGGUUGCGCGAGCGCAUUCGUGAGAUUGAGAGCCAUCUCGUUGCUUUCCUUCAAGUCAUUGCUGCUCGUUCUGAGGCUGAGAUCGACCAUAUCAUGCCUGGAUACACCCACCUACAACUUGCCAUGCCUGUCAAGUUCUCGCAAUGGCUCCUGUCAUAUGGCUUUUCCUUUGCCUCCGAUUUAGAACGUUUGAGGGAGGUCUUGAAGCGGGUCAACAAGAGCCCUCUCGGUGCUGGUGCUCUUGCCGGAAAUGCCUUUGGUAUUGAUCGUCAGAUGAUGGCCAAGGAGCUUGGAUUUGAGGGCAUUAUGUGGAACAGCAUGAACGCUGUUGCUGACCGUGACUUUGUCACUGAGUUCCUUUCUUGGGGUACCAUGUUCAUGAACCACGUCUCAAGGAUGAGCGAGGAUUUGAUUAUCUACUCAACCGCUGAGUUCGGCUAUGUUCAAGUUUCAGACGCCUACUCAACAGGCUCAUCAUUGAUGCCCCAGAAAAAGAACCCUGAUGGCCUCGAACUUCUGCGAGGUAAGGCCGGCCGAUCCUUCGGUCACUUCGCCAGUGUUUGGAGCGCUACCAAGGGUAUUCCCAGCACAUACAACAAGGACUUGCAAGAGUCUUGGGAGCCCAUGCUCGAUCACGUCAAGACCGUCUCCGACAGCGUGCAAAUCCUCAACGGCAUCCUCAGCACCCUCAAGCUCCGACCCGAGCGCAUGAUCGCCUCUCUCAACCCCUUCCUGCUUGCAACCGACAUCGCAGACGUGCUCGUGCGACUCGGCGUGCCAUUCCGUGAGACACACCAUAUUUCAGGACGUGUGGUUGCCAAGAGCGAGGAGCUGGGAAUCCCUAUGGAUCAGUUGAGCUUGGAGCAGCUGCAGGCUAUUGAUAGCCGAUUCCCGGAUAGCAUCAAGGAUGUUUUCAACUAUGAGGCUAGUGUUGAGUCGAGGAAUGCUCAGGGUGGUACUAGCCGAGCUGGUGUUUUGGAGCAGAUUGAGGUUCUUAAGGGUAUGUUGAAUUAG
Molecule: messenger RNA, 1404 nt
Organism: Fusarium coffeatum
Lineage: Eukaryota; Fungi; Ascomycota; Sordariomycetes; Hypocreales; Nectriaceae
Exons: 5
Coding region: 1-1404 (467 amino acids)
Cellular component (GO): cytosol
Molecular function (GO): argininosuccinate lyase activity
Source: RefSeq, a predicted model, not a curated record